Daphnia pulex (common water flea) is the source of this 1152-nucleotide messenger RNA. RefSeq names its product neurotrophin 1-like. Gene Ontology annotation, cellular component: extracellular region. Gene Ontology annotation, biological process: central nervous system formation; innate immune response; regulation of Toll signaling pathway. The coding region runs from base 128 to 1012 and encodes 294 amino acids. The transcript has 3 exons. NCBI's taxonomy places the organism in Eukaryota, Metazoa, Arthropoda, Branchiopoda, Diplostraca, Daphniidae. The record is from RefSeq and is a predicted model, not a curated record. Gene Ontology annotation, molecular function: Toll binding; growth factor activity.
AGCAGUGAUCACUGAAGGGGAGUCAGUGUAUAAAGUCCUCCUUCUUCUUAGUAAUUUUCAUCAGUUGAGAGCUGACAAUCAUCGACUCAGUAACAGCCCGACAUAAAUUAUCUACUCUGAAUUGAAAAUGAAAACCAUUUUGUUAUGUUUGAGUGUCGCCUUUCUUGGAGUUCUCUCCGAGCCGGAAUUGACUGCGGAAGCUCAGCACUAUCCGAAACACGCCUAUCCGGCCUACCCUAGACCAUCCUAUCCAGCACCACCAGCUUAUCCUAAACCAACUUAUCCAACUGCACCGACCUAUCCCAAGUACCCGGCAUCACCAACUUACCCUAAGCCAGCCUAUCCUAAGCCAACUUAUCCCGCACCACCAGCAUAUCCUAAGCCAACUUAUCCAGCUCCCGCACCACCAGCUUAUCCAGCUGCCUAUGGCCCGAAGUACGAUUACUGCGACCCUCGCAAGGCACCAAAGUGCUCGAAUAAUGGCACCGAAACUUUUUGUCUUAAAGACACUGAAUACCCAGAGAAAGAAGUCAAAUACGCCAUCGAAUACGACCCGUUGGUGCUGAAGAAAUACGCAGAUGUUGCCGAUCAAUCGGCUGAUAAUUCGGUCGAGGGACUGACUUCUUUGGCCGAAGACCAUUUCGACUACUCCGACUACAACGGCAAGUUCAACGAAAAAGGACACUGGUCCGGCGAAGAGGGAUACAUCUGCCCUAGUGACGUCAUUUACGCUCGUCCUGCUCGCGCAAUGAACGUCGAUGGAGAAUGGCGGGUCAUCGUCCAGGACAUCGCCUGGCCUGGUUACACCCAGACUCAACGCUUCGAAACUUGUUUGUUCCCCGGUGCAGCUUGUCGUACCCUGGCCCCUUGUUUCGGCAGCAAAUGUCUGCAAAAAUACGUUUACCAGCGGAUGCUUUCCUUCGAUCCUUGCGAUCCCCAGAAGGGAAUCUUCAUCGACAUCUACAAAUUGCCAUCGACCUGCUCUUGCCACAUUCCCGCCGGACUUCACUAAACGACCCAAAACACUAAAAUUCUCUAUUAUGUAAUUCACCUUACUUUGACAAAGACAAAACGGCAUCUUGCAUGCUCAACUAACACUGACGACUGUUAACUAACACCUCCGUAUUAUCCAAAUAAAUGGGUCAUACAAAG